AUGUCGGACGCUGCAGUGCUCCAGCCCGUCCCGCUGACCCCCUCUGCAGGGGAGGGUCUGUGCGCCUCCGCAGCUGCUGCGGGCGCUGCAGCAGGAGCAGCAGCAGCAGCAGCAGCAGCGCGGGGCUGCUGCGCGGCGUGCCCGCAGCACGGCGUGCUGCUCUCGCGGCAGCAGCUGGAGGCCUCCGCCGCAGCCAACGCCAGCAGCAAACUGGUGGCCUACCAGGGCCUCGUCCUCGAUGUCUUGGGCUUCAUGCAUCCCGGAGGAAAUGAUUUGCUGCAGCCUUUUUUCGGCAAAGACAUCACUGAGGCCUUCGACGACGUGGGCCACAGCAGCAGAGCGCUGCAGCAGCUGCGGGGCCUCGCCGUGGGCAUUCUGGAGGAGCAGCGGGAGCGCUACAUAGCCUGGGCGGGCGCGGGGUGCCUCUGCAGCAGCAGCAGCAGCAGCAGCAGCAAGGCCAGCAGCAAGAAGAAGCCCGCGAAGCCUGCUGCUGCUGCUGCAGCGCACGACUCCACCACCGACAACGAGUCCGAGACCUCCCUGGGCAGCGAGGGCAGCAGCAGCAAGACGGGGGGGGCCCCCCAGGGGGGGCCCCCCUCUCCAGAGUCUUUAAUAGACUUUUCCAAACCUCUCGUGCCUCAAAUCUAUUUCAUGAGACAUGACCUUUACAAGCACUGUUCCCAGACUCCCCACUGCACCGACAAGGUCUACACUUUGCUGCCCUGGCCCCAGCUGGAGCCGCUGACGAAGACGCGCUGGUGGCAGGUGCUGCUGCUGUGGGGCCCCGUGUGCGGCUACCUGGCCUACUGCUCCUUCAAGACCCACCCCUUGCCGUGGAGCGUUGGAAUGCUUUUUUUUGGACUUUUCGUUUGGACUUUUGUGGAGUAUUGCAUGCACAGAUUUUUAUUUCAUUUUCCCGAAGACAAGCUGCCGGACAGCGGCGCCGUGCGCGUGGUGCACUUCCUGCUGCACUCCAUCCACCACAUGCUCCCCAUGGACCCUCUGCGGCUGGUGAUGCCUCCGGUGCUGCUGCUGCUGCUGUCGCUGCCAGUGUUCUUCUUGUUUUGCGCAAUAUUCCCCCAGUGGUUCGUGUGGGGCGCGUGGCCAGGGGGCCUCUGUGGGUACUUGUGUUAUGAUUUAAUUCACUACCAAACUCACCACUGCAGCAUAGCGGACAAAGUGCCUUACAUAAACACUUUGAGGGUUUACCACAUGAAGCACCACUUCAAAUACCCUGAUUUAGGGUUUGGCGUCACCAGCAAGUUCUGGGACAUCGUCUUCGGCACCCCCAUCGACGACAAAAAGAAAACGCCCUCCGAGUGA
Molecule: messenger RNA, 1323 nt
Organism: Eimeria tenella
Lineage: Eukaryota; Apicomplexa; Conoidasida; Eucoccidiorida; Eimeriidae
Product: fatty acid hydroxylase, putative
Exons: 3
Coding region: 1-1323 (440 amino acids)
Biological process (GO): fatty acid metabolic process; lipid biosynthetic process
Cellular component (GO): endoplasmic reticulum; membrane
Molecular function (GO): fatty acid 2-hydroxylase activity; iron ion binding
Source: RefSeq, a predicted model, not a curated record